AUGGGACACGACGAGGAGCUUACAGCGGAGCAGAUAGAUUUAAAUAUAUCGCCAUUGUCCGGGGCCUUUGGGCGGACUUGGAACUCGUUUUGCGCCACCAGUAGCAUUCACGGUCUGAAAUACACUCGUGAUGAGGACACAAAUCGCAUUGUACGCUUUGUAUGGAUUCUUAUUUCGCUGGUCAUGUUCAUAUGUGCCAUUAUCAUGGUACAUACCUUCUACAUCGAUUAUCGGAGUAACCCCACACGCAUGAAUGUCGAGAACGACCAUACGCCUGUGACGACCAUCUACUUUCCACCCGUAACCAUCUGUCCGGAGGUUCUCUUUAACACGCAACAGUCUAAGGCUUUUCUGCAAACCCUUAAGUUGCCAGAUGCGACGCAGGUGAAAAACAUUUUAGAUCUACUCCACAUCUUUCACGGAUUUAUGGUGGAUGACAACCGCUACUCCCAAGCAGAUACUGACCUGUUGGAAUCGGUGCUGGCUCUGAAUAAUCUGACAAUCGAACAAUUUGUGGAUAGGAUGCUUUGGAACUGCAACGAUUUGAUCCAUCGUUGUCGAUAUCAGGGGAUAAUUGUCGACUGUUCCCAGCUAUUUCAGCGCUCAAAGACGUUCUAUGGCCACUGCUGCUCAUUCAAUCUGAGACAGUUUGGACUCAAUUUUACGGCUCGCUACGCGGCCGGUGGCUUGGAAAAUGGGCUCUCAUUAGUUCUACGCUACAAGGACGAUAGCUACGAUAUUUUAGAAUCCUAUUCCAAUGGUUUUAAAAUGCUUAUGCAAGAGGCACUCACAUACCCCAGCGCCCACUCUCUUAUUAAGUUCAUGCCCCAGAACACUGAAGUAUUUGCAGCGGUGCGUCCAGAGGAGACCUUCUGCUCGAGUGCGGUCAAGGCUCUGCCAAUCGAGGAACGCAACUGUGUUUUCCAGGAUGAGGUCAAGCUGCGUUACUUUCGCAAAUAUAUGUAUAUCAAUUGUGAACUUAAUUGUCGUGUUACAAACAUGGUCAAGUUCUGCGGCUGCUACACGUACUUCUUUAACUUAAAUCGCACCAACGAACGUAUUUGCUCAUUUCGAGAUGUUCACUGUCUUGUAGAAAACUUUGACAAAAUCAUAACCCGAAGGCGUCAAACUCAGUGCAAAUGUCCUUUAAUAUGCGAGCACAUUGAUUACGACGUCCAAACUACAAGCACGCCGCUUGAAUUAAAUAUCCCAACUGUCGAUCCUUUUUAUGAAGGUCUUGAGAAGGAUGAUGCUGUUGUUCAUAUUUUUAUGAACUCGCAAAUCUAUCGACGCGUGCGCCUCGAUCUGCUCUCAAAUAUGGUCACACUAGUGUCAAAUCUUGGCAGCGCCUUCAGUCUCUUUGUCGGCAUGAGUAUGUUGUCCGUUGUGGAAAUAAUCUACUAUUUCACAGUAGUGCUGCACAAGAAUUACGUGUUGGAGCAGCAGGCCAGAGCUAGGCUUAAGCUUCAAGUAUUUCGCCAGAAGUUCAAGGUACCCAAGCACGGAAUGCAAAAUAAUUGA
Scaptodrosophila lebanonensis is the source of this 1521-nucleotide messenger RNA. It is a transcript of the gene Nach, whose product is annotated as sodium channel protein Nach. Gene Ontology annotation, cellular component: membrane. Gene Ontology annotation, biological process: sodium ion transmembrane transport. The transcript is spliced from 6 exons. Bases 1 to 1521 code for a protein of 506 amino acids. Lineage: Eukaryota; Metazoa; Arthropoda; Insecta; Diptera; Drosophilidae. The record is from RefSeq and is a predicted model, not a curated record. Gene Ontology annotation, molecular function: ligand-gated sodium channel activity.